AUGAAUUAUGAUUCUGAUGAUUUAAAUGUACUUAAACAAAAAGUUGGUUUUCGUCUCAACAAUGGUCAAUAUCAAAUUAAGCCUGGAAUUCUUAUGGACGUUGAUUCAUUCCUGCAAUCCUUAAGAAUUGCCAAUGAUAAUUUGUUGAAAGCAGUACCAAUAGAUUACAGUAGUGAUAAUUUCACGAUAUCUCAAGAUUUUCUUCGUAAACAUCCAAUUAUCAUGUCACUUAUCCAAUAUUAUUCAAUAGAAGAACUCAAUGCUGAUGAUACUGGUAUGUCUUUUUUGAACUCAUUGAUGAAAAACAUUACACAAAACCUGUCUCGCCCCAAAAACUCAUAUAGAUACAAUGAACAUGUAAAAAGAUUUGCUGUUAGUUUGUAUAUUCUUGCUGGUCGUAAUGCUUAUGAAUUUGUUCGAAUAAAUAUUCCUGGUGCUUUUCCUUCUACUUCCACGAUUCAGUCUUUUUUAGAUGAAGAGGAGAGACAUAUAAAAGAAGGAGAGUUUCGUUUUGACAUUGUAAGACGCCGUCUAAGUUUGACUAACACAAAUAUUGCUUUUUGCUCUGAAGAUUGUACUGCGAUAAUUCCUAAAGUAGCAUACGAUAUCAAUUCAAACAGUUUUGUCGGUUUUUCAUUGCCUCUUGAUGAGGGACGUCCUAUUACUGAUCACUACCGAACAGAAUCUUUCGCUCAAUUAGAAAGCUGGUUUUCUAGUGUUGAUAAAUCGACUCUUUUAAAUAUACAUAUGAUUCAACCUAUUACGAGCACAGAACAAACUUCCAGUCCGAUAAUUCUUUCGGCAUAUGCCACUAAUAGCAAAUAUACAUCAAUAGAUAUUAUACGUCGAUAG
Molecule: messenger RNA, 852 nt
Organism: Rotaria sp. Silwood2
Lineage: Eukaryota; Metazoa; Rotifera; Eurotatoria; Philodinida; Philodinidae
Source: the annotation of a GenBank genome assembly